This is a messenger RNA of Gossypium raimondii (Peruvian cotton), 1497 nucleotides long. RefSeq names its product WD repeat-containing protein DWA2. Gene Ontology annotation, molecular function: protein binding. The transcript is spliced from 13 exons. Bases 121 to 1176 code for a protein of 351 amino acids. Gene Ontology annotation, biological process: protein ubiquitination. The record is from RefSeq and is a predicted model, not a curated record. Lineage: Eukaryota; Viridiplantae; Streptophyta; Magnoliopsida; Malvales; Malvaceae.
GUCCCAUUGUCCCAGCCGAGGCAAAACGCGUGCGUUUUAGCAAGAAAUUGAGGAGUUGAACCGAAGCACUUGAAAAGCAGCGGUUGCUCGUUGAAUCCGGGUGUUCCUGGUGGUGCAACGAUGCAAGGAGGAUCUUCUGGCAUCGGCUACGGCCUCAAGUAUCAGGCAAGAUGCAUUUCGGAUGUCAAAGCAGACACGGAUCAUACCAGCUUCAUUACGGGAACCCUCAGUCUCAGGGAAGAAAAUGAGGUGCAUCUGAUUCGGCUAUCUUCUGGUGGAACCGAGCUCAUUUGUGAGGGCUUGUUUUCCCACCCUAACGAGAUCUGGGACCUAGCUUCCUGUCCCUUCGAUCAACGGAUUUUCUCCACCGUUUUUUCAACCGGUGAAUCUUAUGGGGCUGCAAUAUGGCAGAUACCUGAAUUAUAUGGACAGUUAAAUUCACCACAGUUGGAACGAAUUGCCUCCCUUGAUGCACAUGUUGCUAAGAUUAAUUGUGUUCUCUGGUGGCCAUCUGGAAGACAUGAUAAGUUGCUCAGCAUUGAUGAUGAAAAUAUUUUCUUGUGGACUUUAGAUUGUUCAAAAAAGGCUGCCCAGGUUCAAUCUAAAGAGUCAUCUGGUAUGCUUCAUUACUUAUCUGGUGGUGCAUGGGAUCCACAUGACAUGAAUGCUGUUGCGACGACUUGUGAAUCAUCAGUCCAGUUUUGGGAUCUACGUACAAUGAAGAAGACAAAUGCAAUUGAGCGUGCCCACAUCCGCAAUGCUAACUAUGAUAUGAAGAAAAGUCAUAUACUUGUCACUGCAGAAGAUGAAUCUGGGAUACACAUAUGGGAUCUUAGAAAGCCCAAAAGUCCUGCCAAAGAGCUUCCUGGACAUACACACUGGACAUGGGCUGUCACUUGUAACCCUGAGUAUGAUGGGCUAAUUCUGAGUGCUGGCACAGACUCAACUGUUAACUUGUGGCAAGCUCCUACAUCUGCAGAAGAUAAAGCAACAUCUGAAAGCAUAACUGAACCACUCAAUCAACAGGCCGACCCAUUGCUUAAUUCCUACAGUGAUUAUGAAGACAGUGUAUACGGCCUUGCUUGGAGUUCUCGUGAGCCUUGGAUAUUUGCUUCUCUAUCGUAUGAUGGCAGGGUGGUGGUAGAAUCAGUUAAGCCAUUCCUUUCAAGAAAAUGAAAAUGAAGGUGUUAUUUGUUGUCCCUAUGGGCUACUAUGGCAAUUUUUGUGGAAAGUUUCCAAGUAGCAACAGCAGUGCUCAAAGUGACUUGAAAUGAAGAGGGGUAGCAUUAGCACUCAAAUUAAGUGUUUUUUAUGACUUGUUGCUGGCCUGCCAGCCCGGCCACUGUAUUUUUUUUUGUUUUUUUUUUCCUGUCGAGAUAGUAUAUCUGCUUCUUAUAAUCAGGACCAUCUGACAUCUGUUAUUUUCCGUGAAUACUGAAUCAUGCUUUUGUUGUUUUGUUAUGUUUGUGUUAAUAAUACAUAACAAAAGUUUAAUAA